Akanthomyces muscarius is the source of this 324-nucleotide messenger RNA. RefSeq lists its product as uncharacterized. Lineage: Eukaryota; Fungi; Ascomycota; Sordariomycetes; Hypocreales; Cordycipitaceae. The record is from RefSeq and is a predicted model, not a curated record. Bases 1 to 324 code for a protein of 107 amino acids. The transcript has 5 exons.
AUGCUCCGUGUCUCGUUUUGCUCCGGUUUCUCGGCGAGUCCUCCGAUGCUGUGCCACUUUUCUCUUGAAUUCUCCUUUUGUCCGUUCUCGGGCCUAUUUCUGGGUGAACUCGCUGCUUUCAUGUUUCGCGAUUGGUUUUUCUUUUUUCUUUCCUUUUUGCGCCGCAGAGUUGUUGCUUUGCUUCUGGGCUGUGAAACUCUUUUUUCCAAAGCUGCGCAGUUUUCACUUGUACCAGACGUGUCGUCUCUCUUUGAGGGCUUUUCUUGUCAAGCAUGUAGCAACCCCAAUUGCGAAGAUAGAUUCUCUCCCUUUAUUGGUUGCUAG